Messenger RNA from Ustilaginoidea virens, 741 nucleotides. RefSeq lists its product as uncharacterized. Gene Ontology annotation, biological process: protein complex oligomerization; [2Fe-2S] cluster assembly. Gene Ontology annotation, molecular function: ATPase activator activity; protein-folding chaperone binding. Gene Ontology annotation, cellular component: mitochondrion. The record is from RefSeq and is a predicted model, not a curated record. The transcript has a single exon. Lineage: Eukaryota; Fungi; Ascomycota; Sordariomycetes; Hypocreales; Clavicipitaceae. The coding region runs from base 1 to 741 and encodes 246 amino acids.
AUGCGCGCAGCCCCCCCCCUCCGCCGUCUCUGCCGCAUCUGCCCAUCGUGCCGCCGAGCGUCUUCCCUCGCGCGACCAGCCGCAACCGCCGGCCCGGCUCGCCCCUUCCCCGUCUGGCAGAUCCCCCCUCAGCCGUCCUCCUUACCCCCCAACACCCGACGGCUAGCCACCCGAAAUGCCGCCACGGGGCAUUACCCAUCGCCACCCGAGCCAGCCGCGCAAGCCGCGCAAGCCGAAACGCUCUACUCCUUCUUCCCGGAGACGCUGCCCCUGGGCCCCCCGCCGUCCGGCCACUUCCCCGUGGACACGCGGCGGCUGCGGAGCGAGUUCCUCCGCCUGCAGGCCAAGUACCAUCCCGACAAGCACCCCCAGCACGCCAAGCAGCAGGCCGAAGCCAUGUCGGCCGCCAUCAACGAGGCGUACAAGACGCUGUCCAACCCUCUCCUCCGAGCGCAGUAUCUCUUGCAGCUGCAAGGGGUGGAUGUGGCCAAUGACGAGACCCUCAAGAUGGAAGAGCCGGAACUGCUGACAAAGGUGUUGGAGGCCCACGAGGCUAUCGAGGAUGCCAGCUGCCCAGAGGACCUAGGGGCCUUGAAGGAAAGCAACGAGGCAAGCAUUGCCGCAAGCGAAAAGGUUCUGGAGCGCGCUUUCCACGAGCACGACGUCGAGAAGGCCAAGAGGGAGGCUGUCAGGUUAAGAUACUGGGUGAACAUCAGGCUGGCUCUGCAUGACCAGCAUUGA